Messenger RNA from Chiloscyllium plagiosum (whitespotted bambooshark), 4231 nucleotides. It is a transcript of the gene tmem19, whose product is annotated as transmembrane protein 19. The record is from RefSeq and is a predicted model, not a curated record. Gene Ontology annotation, cellular component: membrane. NCBI's taxonomy places the organism in Eukaryota, Metazoa, Chordata, Chondrichthyes, Orectolobiformes, Hemiscylliidae.
GCUGUCAUUUUGCGGGCGGCAGGAGCCAAGUUCAACGUUGAGUGGGGUCGGGACCGGUUUUAGGAGGGGGUGUGACCUGACUUGAGCUGAGCUGUCUGUGUUAAGAGGCUGGACCUGUCUUCUCCGAGUCUCCCUAUAUAUAUCUUCCACAGCAGCCACUGCUUGUCUGCAAACUGUGAAAGGCAAAUCCCUUGGACGAAAAUGGUAAUAAUGUUUCCCCAAACUGCGACCAGCAGAGGUACGGGUGUGAACAUUAGGAACAUUGGUCACCAGUCAUCGUACAAAGAAUUUGUAAACAUGAUGGGAAAUAUUGUUAUCCUUAGUUUGAUAGUGGCAAUAUCCUUAUCAUUUUGGAUUGUGUCGAUGACUGUCAGUACUUAUUAUGGUACUCUACGACCCGUGUCACCUUGGCGAUGGCUGUUUUCUGUAUUAGUUCCACUAGUUAUUGCUUCACAUGCACUAAAGAAACAAAGUCUUGAUCGCAGUGGAGCUAUUGGAGCUUUGAUUGUUGGGUUCAUCCUUACAAUUGCCAACCUCAGUUUCUUCUCUGCAUUGCUAACUUUUUUUGUUAGCUCAUCGAAACUCACAAAAUGGAAGGCAGAAGCAAAAAAACGUUUGGAUGCAGAAUAUAAGGAAGGUGGCCAGAGGAACUGGAUACAGGUAUUUUGUAAUGGAGGUGUUCCUACAGAGAUUGCCUUACUUUAUAUGAUUGAAACUGGGCCGGGAGAAAUUGCAAUUGAUUUUUCAAAGCAGUACACUGCCUCUUGGAUGUGUCUGUCUCUCCUGGGAGCGCUGGCUUGUAGUUCAGGUGACACCUGGGCAUCAGAGAUAGGAAGCGUUGCCAGCAAAACGCAUCCAAGACUGAUCACCACGUGGGAAAAGGUUCCCAUUGGUACUAAUGGAGGAGUUACCUUUGUAGGCCUUGCAUCGAGUUUACUUGGUGGAAUGGCUGUUGGAUUAGCCUAUCUAUUAACUCAAUUGCUGUUUGUGGAGGACCUGAAUACUUCACCACCUCAGUGGCCGAUUGUUAUAUAUGGUGCUGCAGCAGGUUUCCUUGGCUCCAUUUUGGAUUCCUAUUUAGGCGCCGUAAUGCAGUAUUCAGGUUUUGAUGAAGACAGUGGGAUGGUUGUCAAUCACAUUACUCCUAAUGGACGGCAUAUAUCCGGAAAACCUAUUCUGGAUAAUAAUGCAGUAAAUCUCUUUUCUGCGAUCCUUAUUGCUCUACUGCUGCCGGGAAUGACUUGGCCUUUUUGGCCAAGGAAGUUAGCAAUUUAGAAACAUAGUGAAGGAGGAUUCUAAUCAUCUGCUAGCAUAAAAUAUUGCAUAUGAGUAUUGCACUAACAAACGGAAGUCUGAAUUAAAAUGAAGAUGUACAAAAAUACUUCCAAUAUUGCAACUUUGUGGAAGCAUAAGCUGUAUCUUCACACGCUUACUUUGUUUACUUAUUUAUUGUUUCUUUGGAAAUGUUAUUUGGUGUCUUCAAUCAAAAAGCUUACCCUCAAUAUGUUACAUCUCAGUGAAUAGUCUUUUUAUUACAAUUGAUGUUGUUGCUCCUUUUUAUUAACAUUUUUUUCAGCAAUGCCUCUAAAUCAGAGAACAUACUUAAAUUAUGUAACAACUUAUAACUUUGAUGAACAGAUUUUGGCAGUAAACUAUUGAUCAGCCAAGCUCACUCUUCAAAAUCACUGGUUGGUUUCCUCCUUAUGAUUCUGGAUGUAAAUCAACAUUUCAAAUCAAAGUUUAUUCAAUGUCUUUUUGAAAACUUGUUUUUUGUUAAAUUCUUACUGAUGAUUCUCAAUCUUAUCAUGGUUUUACUCAAAACACUGCUGCCUAAAUUUCAGAAUUUGAAAUUCUACCUUCUAAUUCUUGAAUCCAGUAUUUGACAGAAGAGUUGUGAAUCCUGACCAGCAAGAGCUUAAAAAUGAAAUGAAGUUACUGAAUAGCUUUAAGACUGAGAGUGAUACAGGAGAAAUAAAAGCAAAAUGAUGUUUCAGCCCCAAGGGAUAAUUUACAGGUAAAUCUUAAGUUAAUCUACAAUAACACAAACCAAAUCCAGCAAUAAGUGGACUGAGCAAAGAAAAAUUAGUUUAAUUAAUUAAAGUCAUACAUAAAUCUUGAGUAAUUAAACAUACAUCAAGAUUGGCUUGGAUUGAAUUGCUGGUUUUGUGCUAUACCAGAAUCUUUAACAAACGCAUUUGCAAUAAAGAGAAACUUCUGUUCAGAUUUGUUGAGCUGGAGUCCAAAACACAGGGGCAUCAUAGAGUGGGGGGAGUUCUGAGGAUUGUUUAAUUGAGGAGGCAGUCUCUCACUUUAGUUUUCUGAAUUUAAUUUUUAUGUUUUUCCAUACCUACAGAAGGUUUUUAAAUCAGUUUUGUUCUCGCUUGUUUACUUGUGUUCGAGUUUGUCUUUACGAAUUUCUUGGUGAUCUUUCAUUUCUAGGAGAGACAGUGACAUUGUGGUAGUGUCACUGGAUGAGUAAUCCAGAGGCCCAGUGAUAUUCCCACUGUGCCAACCUCUAUUACUCUCUGGACACAGAUUUAAAUUUCAACAUGGUGGUUGGUGAAGUUCAAACUUCAUUAAUGAAUGUGGCAAUAAGAGCUGCUCUUGGUGAUGGUGACCACAGCAGUUAUGUCAAUUGUCAUAAAAAACCCAUCUGGUUCACUAAUGCCCAUUAGGGAAAUAAAUCUGCCAUCCUUACCUGAUCUGGCAGGUGUACAUGUGAUUCCAAACAACCACAGCAAUAUGAUUGAUUUGGAAAUAGACAAAUACAUUUCUCUAUUCAAAUGAAUUAAGGGUAGACAAUAAAUGUUAGCCUUGUCAGUGAUCACAUGAAAGAAUAAAGGAAAAUAACAAUCUAAAAUUCUCUCAAUGUUAUUUCUCCUCCUGACAACAUCAAAAGCUUCCUGUUUCAUCAAAUACCAUUUCUAAGUUUUUCUGUUUGAUCACUUGUAUUGAGUUUUCAUUUCUUAAAGAAAUCCAUAUUUUCUGUGAAUUGAUUUUUAAAAAUAUAAUGGAUACUUGUUUCAUCGCAGUUUAAUUGGAGCCCGUUUGGAAAGAACAGCUUCCUAUUUCUUGGCACCAGUGCCAGAGCCCCUGAAUUGAUAAAUCUGCCUCCCAUUCAACACUUUUAGCCAUGCAUUAAGGAAAAAACCUUAUUAUCCAUUCAGCAAUUAACUAAUUUGCACGUGGUUCAGAGUUUGAAUUGCAGAACAAAGUAUAAUAACAUUUUAACCCGUGUUUUUUUUACUCCAUCACUCCCUCCCUCCUCAUAAAUUGAAGAAACAGAAUGAGCAUAAACAACUAUGAGCAUAGAGUUUUUAAAUCAGUUAUUAUCAAUAUAUAGAAAAGAAUUAGUGAAUGUAAAUUAUAAUGGGGAAAAGAAAUCAGCAGAGACAUUAAGGAAUAGAUUAUUUUUGAAAGAGCAUUCUGGAAAGCUCCUUUUUCUUUGUUCUUCUGAACUUCUUGGAAAGAUGUUCUUAAUACUUGUGGUAAUUUAUGAAACCCUGUUGACCUCUUCUCCUGGAAGUAAAUUUGCAUAAGCAUCAUACAAUUAGUAUUUAACAUAGCUAAUUUUUUUUUAAGUAUAAAACUGAUUUAGGCAAAAAUUUAGAGAAACACUUUGAAAUAUCUGAUUAUGUUAUGUUUAAUGUAUAGUAUCCAAACAUACUCACCAUAGCCUACAUUGAGCAGUCAAAACCUCAGCAAAUACACUAAGAGUUUAAAUUUGUAUUUUCAUUCAUUUGAAUAAAUCACAAGUUGCUAAUAUCAGCAAAUCUUGUUGUUUAGUUUUUGGUUACAUUUAACAAUGAGGUGAUUGUGCUGAAAACAAUCCUUUUCAAACCCCAAACCUUUAAGCAAACUAGCAACUAAGAAAUGUAAACAUAGGUAGAAUUGAGUUGCCCAAAGUUCAUAAAUCUUGAUUUAACUCACUAUCUGCAGUUUGUACAUUCAUAUCAACUAUAAUUAAUUAAAAGUCAAACUUUUAUACAGUCAGAUAUUUGAAUAUAGUUGUAGAUUACUUUUAAGUGUGCUAUGAUAAUAUGUUGAGAAAUAACAUAUAGUAUCUUUUGUGUCUUCAUGACCUCAUUGCCUGAAUUACUUUUUUUAACAUUUACCUAUUUGGAUGUGUCAUGACAUAUCUCUGUGGCAGGUGGGGCAUUUUAAAAUUAUGCUUUCAAAGAAUGUGGGCACUGCUGGCUGGACCAGCAUUUAUUGACCAUCUCUAAUUCUU